UUGCUAAGGGUAACCGGGGAAGCUUGUUAUCUAUGAAGUUGUGGAGGUGCAAAAUCAACUAACUUACAUUAUUUGCGGCAAAAUAACAGAAAUAUAUAGACCUUUAAAUUAGAAAUAUUUGAACUUAACUGUCACAAUGGAGAUUGUCUACGUUUAUACCAAAAAAAGAAAUGAAUUUGGACGUCAGUGUAAUUUUUCUGACCGACCGGCAGAAUUACAUGUUGAUAUUGUUCCUGAUGCAACAUUGGCACAAGAUUUUGUUGAAAGAAAUCCUGUUGAUACAGCAACACAAUGUGUACAAGAAAUGUCAGAACAUGAGGUUAACACCGAAAGAUUUGAAACUAGUUCUCGAGGUAUAAAUCACACAGAAGGUGGGUGGCCUAAAGAUGUCAAUGCACAUGAAGUAGAACAAGUCACAAGAUACAGAAAGAAAGUAGAAAAAGAUGAAAUGUAUAUUGCCACAAUUCAACAACUUGGUAGUGUUAUGGAACAUUGCAUCAAACAAAAUAAUGCUAUAGAUAUUUAUGAAGAAUAUUUUGAAGAUGUAGAUGUUGAUCACGUUGAUGAAACACCAUCAGCUAAAACAAUUAAUGUCUUCAGAGAUCCUAACAGCAUUAAACGUACUGCUACUCAUAUAUCCUGGUUCCCUGAUGGUCCACGAAAAUUAGCCGUAGCUUAUUGUAAUUUAGAAUUCCAGGGUUCUUCACCAGACACAAGUAUGGACUCCUAUAUCUGGGAUGUUGAAAAUCCCAACAAACCUGAAAUGACAUUAAAACCUGUUUCACCAUUAGUUUGUUUAGAAUAUAACCCUAAAGAUUCACAUAUUCUACUAGGUGGUUGUUACAAUGGACAAAUUGCGUACUGGGAUACAAGAAAAGGAUCACAACCUGUAGAAAUGACACCUAUAGAACAGAGUCACAGAGAUCCAGCUUAUAAAGCAAUCUGGAUACAGUCCAAGACAGGUUCUGAAUGUUUCUCCACAUCUACUGAUGGUCAAGUGCUAUGGUGGGAUAUCCGUAAACUAGGAGAACCAACAGAAAAAUUAUAUCUAGACAAAAAACAAGAUUUUAGCAAGGCUCAGGGUGCUUAUAGUUUAGAAUAUGAACCAACAAUUCCAACAAAAUUUAUGGUAGGGACAGAACAAGGAACAGUUAUGUCAUGUAACAGAAAAGCAAAAACACCAUUAGAAAAAAUUGUAGCAUUAUAUUCCGGUCACAUUGGUCCAGUUUAUUCCUUACAGAGAAAUACACACUUCCCUAAAAACUUCCUAUCAGUUGGUGAUUGGACGGCAAGAAUCUGGUCAGAAGAUAUAAGGGAAUCCUCUAUAAUGUGGACAAAACAAUACUCAUCAUAUUUAACUGAUGGAUGUUGGAGUCCAAUCAGACCAUCUGUAUUCUUUAUAACAAAAAUGGACGGUACAUUAGAUGUGUGGGACAUUAUCUUAAAACAGAAUGAUCCUACACUUAGUUUACAGGUUUGUGAUGUUCCCCUACACAGUUUAAGAGUACAAGAGCAAGGUCGGUUAGUUGCGUGCGGUUCACAAGAUGGUACAACAACAUUAUUAGAAUUAUCAGAAGGCCUUUACACGUUACAGAGAAACGAGAAGAAUUUAGUAACAGCUAUGUUUGAAAGAGAAACAAGAAGAGAGAAGAUAUUAGAAGGACGACAUAGAGAAAUGAAACUGAAAGAAAGAACAAAAAGUUCACAAGAGAAAGACAGGGAAGAAGAAGUAAAGGAAGAAGAUGAAGAAACAGAAGAAGAACUUAUUGCUAAAGCUAAGAAAGAGUUUGAUAGUAUCAUUGCAGCUGAAAAGAAAAAAUCACAAGGUUUACAAGACAGUCAAGAAAAAUUUGACCAGGGCAAGACUUCACCUAUUCAAGAAGAAGAUCAAGAAAAAUCAAACUGACAUCCGGAAUCUGAUAAUAAGAAAGCUUAAAUGUGCCAGAAAAUAAUCAUUGUUCAACAUUAAUCAUCCUAAUUUGCCAUCAUUGUAAAUAUGGUCUUUAAAACAAGACAUAGAUAUCUGUGAUAUUCAACUGGUUCACAAAUUAUUUUAUUUCUAACUCUGUUGAUAAUUUUAUUAUGUAAAAUAAAUGAGAUUGGGUGGGCAAUGAAUGCUAAUUAAAGUAACUUACGAUUUUAAAAAAUUCUGAGAAUUGUAUUUGUUAAAUUUCGAAAAAUCAAAAUAACUAUCUCGAAAGGGGAGGAAACUCAAAGGGAAAUAACUAUGAUUGAAUUAUUGUUAUAUAUUAUUAUAUUAUUUAUUUGUUACCGAUUUUUACCUCCUUUAUGUGUUAACAUUAUAAUUCAGUACAAUACAAUUAAAACUUUCAUCAACCAUUUAUAA
This is a messenger RNA of Patella vulgata (common limpet), 2347 nucleotides long. RefSeq names its product dynein intermediate chain 3, ciliary. The transcript is spliced from 15 exons. Bases 137 to 1906 code for a protein of 589 amino acids. Lineage: Eukaryota; Metazoa; Mollusca; Gastropoda; Patellidae. The record is from RefSeq and is a predicted model, not a curated record. Gene Ontology annotation, biological process: outer dynein arm assembly; cilium movement. Gene Ontology annotation, cellular component: outer dynein arm. Gene Ontology annotation, molecular function: dynein heavy chain binding; dynein light chain binding.